Messenger RNA from Populus euphratica (Euphrates poplar), 3288 nucleotides. Its product is annotated as histone-lysine N-methyltransferase SUVR2. The transcript has 10 exons. The record is from RefSeq and is a predicted model, not a curated record. Lineage: Eukaryota; Viridiplantae; Streptophyta; Magnoliopsida; Malpighiales; Salicaceae. Gene Ontology annotation, cellular component: nucleus. Gene Ontology annotation, molecular function: zinc ion binding; histone methyltransferase activity; protein binding. Bases 186 to 2750 code for a protein of 854 amino acids.
AAAAUUGGUCCGCCCGCAACGAACACUGGCGAGCUACCUAGUGAAUCACUAAUAUCCAUUUUACCUUUCUGCUUUCUUGUUUCAAGAACGCCAAAACGCAAAGCAGCUACUUUCUCCACUCUCUCCUCUCCGAAUGAGCUAGGGUUUAUCGUUUUUCGUAUUCCGUUUCCAUAAUCAGGUAUCCGAUGGCUCCUAAUCCGAGAGUGGUGAACGCGUUCAGGGCGAUGAGAGCGAUUGGAAUAACAGAGAAGCAGGUUAAGCCUGUAUUGAAGAAGAUGCUGAAGCUUUAUGACAAAAAUUGGGAGCUUAUAGAGGAGGAAAAUUAUAGAGCUCUUGCGGAUGCUAUCUUUGAAGAGGAGGAGGCUAAGGUUCCGGAAGAGAAGGAUGAGGCUGCUGAGGGGACUUUGGAGGAAGAAACUUUGGUAUCUAGUGAACCUGAGUUGCCAUUAAAGCGGCUGCGAAGAGGGCAAGAUGGGCAAGUUUCUGGAUCUCCUAGUGACAUUGAGGCUGAAUUGGGUGGAAGCCCUUUUAAGAAGAGUAAAGUCGAGGGGAAGGGACUGGCUGGUGAAACAUCGGAGCAGCAGUCAUCGGACAUGAGAAUUUCACAACCGAAGCCAAUUGCAAUUUGGAGUCCUAAUAGAAACACAAGUUCACAAACUGUUUCUCCUGACAUGAGAAUUUCACAACCGAAGCCAAUUGCAAUUUGGAGUCCUAAUAGAAACACAAGUUCACAAACUGUUUCUCCUCGUCGUUUGGCAGUGCUGGAACACUCUAAGCAGCGUUCCAAUGAGGGAAAAGAUCCUUUAUUAUCAGAGGCUGCUGCACAACAGAAAAGACCUAAUUUAAAAGGAUCGUCACAAGCAGUUCACCUUAAAGACCCCAUAGUUCAGCAAGGCAUUCUUCUUUCACCCAAACAAAAAAUGCCUCUUAUCAAGCCUAAAGACGAGCCAUUUACUGAUGAUGUGCCCUUUGAUGACGCACCACAACCUAUCGCAAUAAUCCGACCAGAUUGUGCACGUAAAGAACAAUACUUUAAUCAGAGAGUUUCUUCACUCAAACUGCAUCGACAAGAACGUCCGGCAUCCCGAGUUUUAGCUGGUGAAGGUAGGGAAGGGAACCUUCCAGUCCCAUCAAGUCUGACAAGAGACAGUUGUGAACUUGCAACCAUUCCAGAGGAAGCUCAGGCUAACUUAGAGAUCGCCACCUCAGCAUUGGGAGAGGUGAAGAUUUCUCUGAGCUGCAACUCUUUGCUUGGAAGACCAAAUUUUCAUAUGCCUAGUCAAGAUGAACUUCUGAAAUCAAUGCAGGAGAAAUGUCUCCGAACUUACAAAAUCAUCGAUCCAAACUUUUCUGUCAUGCAAAUACUGAAAGAUAUGUGUGAAUGCUUCUUGGACUUGGCAACUGAUUCCUCUCAUGAAUCGCAGGAAAGGAUAUUGAAUGUAACUCCAGCUCUUGAUCUAAUGAAGAAAUCUGCUGGUGUUGGUGCCAUUAAACAAAAUGACCGUAUACAAGCCUAUUUUGCAAACAGAUCAGUUGAUGCCUAUUGCUUUGAUGGGAAGGCCGCUCUUCAAAUUCCAAGAUCACUACAACUUUCAAAUGGCUUGGAGGUCAUGCAUUCUCGUGAAGAGGUUAUUGCGAAUGGGUGUUCUGGCAGCGGCAAAGAAAAGGAAUUUGAAGAUGCUGAGUAUGGUAGUUUGAUUGUGGUUCCACAGCAUCAAUUGACUGCUGAUGAGUUUAGGUUCCUUAAUUACCAUUCUGACAUUACCAAGGGAGAAGAAAUGGUUGAGAUUCCAUGGUCGAAUGAAGUAAACAGCGAGUUUCCCCCAGUUUUUAACUACAUACCCCGAAAUUUGAUUUUUCAAAAUGCUUAUGUCAACUUCUCUCUCUCACAAAUUAGGGCUGAAAAUUGUUGCUCGGCUUGUAUUGGUAAUUGUUUGUCGUCAUCUACGCCUUGUGUUUGCUCCAGCGACAGUGAGCAUGGUUUUGCAUAUACUUUAGAAGGCCUUGUCAAAGAGGAUUUCUUAGAAGAUUGUAUCUCUCUAACUCGGAAUCCUCAAAGACAAUUUCUUUUUUACUGUAGAGAUUGCCCACUGGAAAGAUCAAAAAAUGAUGAGAUGUUGGAACCAUGCAAAGGUCACUUGAAGAGGAAAUUUAUUAAAGAAUGUUGGAGCAAAUGUGGCUGCCACAAACAGUGUGGAAAUAGAGUUGUGCAGCGAGGUAUAAUGUGCAAGUUGCAGGUUUUCUUUACUCCUGAAGGAAAGGGGUGGGGUCUCAGAACUCUAGAAUUGCUACCAAAAGGUACAUUUGUAUGUGAGUAUGUAGGGGAGAUUCUAACCAACAAAGAGUUCUACGAGAGGAAGAUGCAAAGGGCAACUAGCAACAAAACUGAAAAGCAUGCCUAUCCAGCUGUACUCGAUGCAGAUUGGUGCUUGAAAGGAGUUGUAAAUGAUGAAGAAGCUCUGUGCUUGGAUGCGACAUUUUAUGGAAAUGUUGCUAGGUUUAUCAACCACAGAUGUCUCGAUGCUAACAUGAUCGAGAUCCCGGUGAAGAUUGAGACCCCUGAUCAUCAUUAUUAUCAUCUUGCUUUCUUCACGGCUAGAGAAGUGAAUGCUUUGGAAGAGUUAACCUGGGAUUAUGGUAUUGAUUUUGAUGAUACUGAUCAACCUGUGGAGUUAUUCCAGUGCCGAUGUGGCAGCAAGUUCUGCAGGAACAUGAAACGUUCAAGUAGAUCUAAUUCAGCAGCAAGAUGAUUGGGAGCGCGGAUGACGAGACUGCUGAUAUUUUGUUAGAAUCCCAUCCAUGACACGGGAAGAAAGCUUUCAAGUGGACUUGCUUAAUUUUUCUUAAUCCUACUGUAAUCUUGUCAAAGUCAUGGAAUUAUUUUGUUAAGCGAAGUGGUUUAUCAGCAGCGGCCUUGUGAAUCUGGUUUUGGUUGCUCAGAUUGUAUCAGCAGCGGCCUUAUGAAUCUGGUUUUGGUUGUUCAGAUUGCAUGAUCUACCGUCUGUGCCGUGGAUUAUGCAUCUAAAUCCUGGACAUUUUGCUGCAUUUUUGAGGAAGGGGGUCCUAUGCCAGGUGUUUCCUGUGGAUAUUUUUUGAGUUUUGCUGAAGUGUUUCUGUGGUGCAUGGGCAACAAAAACUGGGUCAUGUAUGGUGGUUGGUUUAUUCCUAUUAGUGUACAGGUUUAUGGCUGUCUUGGUAAUCUGCUUUUGACUGCUUCCCGUCGAUGUUGGCCAGCACGGUUUGGCCAACGGCUGCUAUUUGGGUGGGCAGAAGAUGCCAUUCACCGCA